AUGUGGGCUUACCUGUUGCUGUGGCCCUUGGUGUUGGCAGUCACCUUGGUGGGCAGCACCCAGACCCCCAGCAUCUAUGACGAUGGCGGAAGCACCGGAGGAGGCGAUGACAGCUCACUGGGGCCCUGGGCCAGGCCCACGGAAGCGACGCUCCUGUUCCCACAACAGCCCCGCAGCUUCCCAGGUCAGGUCUUCACCAACAACAGUGACAUCCUGGAGAUUCCAGACAGCUCGCGGGCGCUGCUGCUGGGCUGGGUGCCCACACGACUGGUGCCCACACUCUACGGGCUGGUCCUGGUGGUGGGGCUGCCCGCGAAUGGCCUGGCACUGUGGGUGCUGGCCACACAGAUGCCGAGGCUGCCCUCCACUGUGCUGCUUAUGAACCUGGCAGCUGCUGACCUCCUGCUGGCCCUGGCAUUGCCUCCACGGGUUGCCUACCACCUGUGGGGCCAGCACUGGCCCUUUGGUGAGACAGCCUGCCGCCUGGACAUGGUCGCACUCUACGGCCACAUGUACUGCUCCGUGCUGCUGCUGGCGGCCAUCAGCCUAGACCGCUACCUGGCCCUGGUGCACCCGCUGCGGGCCCGCACCCUGCGCGGUGGGCGCCUGUCCGUUGGGCUCUGUGCAGCUGCCUGGCUCAUGGCAGCUGUCCUGGCACUGCCCCUGGUCCUGCAGAGGCAGACCUUCCGGCUGUCACGCUCUGACCAUGUGAUCUGCCAUGACGCACUGCCCCUGGCUGCCCAGGCCUCCCACUGGCGGCCAGCCUUCACCUGCCUGGCGCUGUUGGGCUGCUUUCUGCCUCUGCUGGCCAUGCUGCUGUGUUAUGGGGCCACCCUCCACGCACUGAGCACAGCUGGCCAGCGCUAUGGCUAUGCGCUCAGGUUGACAGCGCUGGUACUGGCCUCGGCCUUGGCCUUCUUUGUGCCCAGCAACCUGCUGCUGCUGCUACACUACUCAAACCCCAGCCCGGAUGCCUGGGGUGACCUCUACGGUGCCUACAUGCCCAGCCUGGCGCUCAGCACCCUCAACAGCUGUGUGGACCCAAUCAUCUACUACUAUGUGUCAGCCGAGUUCAGAGAUAAGGUGUGGGCGGGGCUCUGCCGGCGGAAGCCAGUGGGUAGUGUGGCCUCCAAGCCCUCCAGGGAGGGGGGCACCCGCUCCUCAUCACUCCUUUAA
Otolemur garnettii (small-eared galago) is the source of this 1176-nucleotide messenger RNA. It is a transcript of the gene F2RL3, whose product is annotated as F2R like thrombin or trypsin receptor 3. Bases 1 to 1176 code for a protein of 391 amino acids. Gene Ontology annotation, biological process: positive regulation of Rho protein signal transduction; thrombin-activated receptor signaling pathway; blood coagulation. Gene Ontology annotation, cellular component: membrane. Gene Ontology annotation, molecular function: thrombin-activated receptor activity. The transcript is spliced from 2 exons. Lineage: Eukaryota; Metazoa; Chordata; Mammalia; Primates; Galagidae. The record is from RefSeq and is a predicted model, not a curated record.